AUGAACAAGCUUUACAUCGGCAACCUCAACGAGAGCGUGACCCCCGCAGACUUGGAGAAAGUGUUUGCGGAGCACAAGAUCUCCUACAGCGGCCAGUUCUUGGUCAAAUCCGGCUACGCCUUCGUGGACUGCCCCGACGAACACUGGGCGAUGAAGGCCAUCGAAACUUUCUCGGGGAAAGUAGAGCUACAAGGAAAACGCCUAGAGAUUGAACACUCGGUCCCCAAAAAACAAAGGAGUCGGAAAAUUCAGAUUCGGAAUAUUCCACCCCAGCUGCGAUGGGAAGUGCUGGAUAGCCUGCUGGCCCAGUAUGGUACAGUGGAGAACUGUGAGCAAGUGAACACAGAAAGUGAGACCGCAGUGGUCAACGUCACCUACUCCAACAGGGAGCAGACCAGGCAAGCCAUUAUGAAGCUAAAUGGCCAUCAACUGGAGAACCAUGCUCUGAAGGUCUCAUACAUACCUGAUGAGCAGAUAGCUCAGGGUCCUGAGAAUGGGCGCCGUGGAGGCUUUGGCUCUCGGGGCCAGCCUCGGCAAGGAUCACCCGUGGCAGCAGGGGCCCCAGCCAAGCAGCAGCAAGUAGACAUCCCCCUCAGGCUCCUGGUGCCCACGCAGUAUGUAGGUGCUAUCAUUGGCAAGGAGGGUGCCACCAUCCGCAACAUCACAAAACAGACCCAGUCCAAGAUAGACGUGCAUAGGAAGGAGAAUGCAGGAGCUGCCGAGAAGGCCAUCAGCGUGCAUUCAACACCCGAAGGCUGCUCCUCAGCUUGCAAGAUGAUCUUGGAGAUAAUGCACAAGGAGGCAAAGGACACCAAAACGGCUGACGAGGUUCCCCUGAAGAUCCUGGCCCAUAAUAACUUUGUGGGGCGACUCAUUGGCAAGGAAGGGAGGAACUUGAAGAAGGUUGAGCAGGAUACAGAGACGAAGAUCACCAUCUCAUCGCUCCAGGAUCUCACCCUCUAUAACCCUGAGAGGACCAUCACUGUGAAGGGGGCCAUUGAGAAUUGCUGCAGGGCUGAGCAAGAGAUCAUGAAGAAAGUUCGAGAGGCCUACGAGAAUGAUGUAGCUGCCAUGAGCCUGCAGUCUCACCUCAUCCCUGGUCUCAACCUGGCUGCUGUGGGUCUCUUCCCGGCGUCAUCCAGUGCUGUCCCUCCGCCGCCCAGCAGCGUCACUGGGGCUGCUCCCUACAGCUCCUUCAUGCAGGCUCCUGAGCAGGAGAUGGUACAGGUGUUCAUCCCUGCCCAGGCUGUGGGCGCCAUCAUCGGCAAGAAGGGGCAACACAUCAAACAGCUCUCACGGUUCGCCAGCGCCUCCAUCAAGAUUGCACCACCGGAAACGCCUGACUCCAAAGUUCGAAUGGUUAUCAUUACUGGACCCCCAGAGGCACAGUUCAAGGCUCAGGGAAGAAUCUAUGGCAAACUAAAAGAAGAGAAUUUCUUUGGUCCUAAGGAGGAAGUAAAGCUGGAGACCCACAUACGGGUGCCAGCUUCAGCAGCUGGCCGGGUCAUUGGCAAAGGUGGCAAAACGGUCAAUGAGCUGCAGAACUUGACUGCUGCUGAGGUGGUGGUGCCAAGAGACCAGACUCCGGAUGAGAAUGACCAAGUCAUUGUUAAGAUCAUCGGGCAUUUCUAUGCCAGCCAGAUGGCGCAGCGGAAGAUCCGAGACAUCCUGGCUCAGGUUAAGCAACAGCACCAGAAGGGACAGAGCAACCAGGCCCAGGCACGGAGGAAGUGACAGCUCCUUCCUGUCCUAUUGGCUCCAGAUCAGCAGGCAGAACGCAGAACUGGAGGGCAGAGGGCCAGUGUGCUCUUCCCAGCAGGCCUGAGAAUGAGUGGGAAUC
Messenger RNA from Cricetulus griseus (Chinese hamster), 1840 nucleotides. The record is from RefSeq and is a predicted model, not a curated record. NCBI's taxonomy places the organism in Eukaryota, Metazoa, Chordata, Mammalia, Rodentia, Cricetidae.